Molecule: messenger RNA, 1813 nt
Organism: Engraulis encrasicolus (European anchovy)
Lineage: Eukaryota; Metazoa; Chordata; Actinopteri; Clupeiformes; Engraulidae
Exons: 9
Coding region: 68-1585 (505 amino acids)
Cellular component (GO): plasma membrane
Molecular function (GO): transmembrane signaling receptor activity
Source: RefSeq, a predicted model, not a curated record
AGAUCUAUAGCAACCUGAAGCAGCAAGAGACAGACAGAAAGAAAGACAGCUGACAUUGGUGGAGGACAUGGAGAGAUAUUUGAUCCUGUGCUGCCUACUUGCCGGCAUUCUCUCUGAUGAGCCUGUGAUCAGGGUGACUGGAUAUGUGGGUGAAUCAGCAGAGAUCAGAUGCCCUUAUGAUGGAGAAUUCGAGACCAACUCCAAGUACUUUUGUAGAGGAAAGUGUUCCCGUACUGUUUUCAUUGACACAAAAGACAUUCGUGUUAAGACUAAAAAAGCUCAGACCACAGCAGUCAAUGGAAGAUUCCAUCUCCAUGACGACACUGCUUCUAGAAUCUUCACCGUCACCAUCACUGGACUAACUGCAAAGGAUUCUGGGAAAUAUUGGUGCGGAGUGAAAACGGGAAAAGAAAGAAUGGAUGUGUACACUGAAGUGGAGUUGACUGUGGCAGACUCCCCAUCCACAGUGCCAACCUCACAUGACAACCACACACUUCCAUGUUCUCCUCCCACAUUGAACCCCAUCUCCUCUGCUCCUGUCCCGGGCAGCCCGACUGAAUUGAUUUCUCCAGAUACAUCUGAAGUCACUCCGAGGUCCUCUGCUGCUGUCCUGGACUACCCCACUGCUGUUUAUUAUGCAGAGUCAGUGAUCAGAGUGAGUGGACGUGUAGGUGGAUCAGCAGAGAUCAGAUGCCCCUACGAUGCUGGAUAUGAGACCAACUCCAAGUACCUCUGUAGAAGAGACUGUAGCUUUGGAUCAAAAAAUAAACUUGUGCAGACCUCUCAUGCAACUAGUGGAAGAUUCCAUCUCCAUGACAACACCUCUUCUAGAAUCUUCACCGUCACCAUCACUGGACUGACUGCUGGGGAUGCUGAGAAGUACUGGUGUGGGAUUAAAACUGGAUUUGGAGUGAAAGAUGUCUACACUGAAGUGGAGUUAACUGUUAAUGCUACAACUCCCUUCCCGACUUCGCAUGAGAGCUCCAUUCCUUCAUCAUUUCCCCCCACUUCUCCGGCAGCCAUCCCUACCUCCUCUGCUCCUGUCCAGGGCAACACAACUGAUCCAGUCCUUGGGAGGGGACAAGCAGAGGAGGAGGAAGAGGAGGAGGGAGGUGAUGAAGAAGGUGUCUCGCCCGUGGUGGUGGGGGUGUUGUGUGCUGUGGCACUGGUCAUUAUAGUGCUGACUGGUGCUGUGGUGUCACUCGCCUACUACACACACAGGAGGAAGAAGCAGGAGCAACAGCCAGACAUCGGGCCAGCUAGUCUUCACAGCAGUACACCAACUGAAGAGCCCAACGACUAUGAGGAGCAUGUGGACAUGGGUAGUCCAUCUGGGGCGACUGGGGCCAGAGCAUCAGUGAGCUCCAUCUACUGUCUUGCUGAAGGGCCAAGGAAGUGUCCCUCAGUGCCUUCCCUCUACGCCUCCACUGAUGCCAUCGCCACCACACAUCAGGACACACAACAACAGCAGCAGCAGCAGCAGCAGCAGCCCAUGGAGCAGGACAAUAACAACGCUCCCAUUUACUGCAAUGCACCACCGCCACAAGCCACUGCAAGAAGAAACUACACCCUCCACAGUGAAUAGCUAGAGAUACAGCCUACACAUCCGACACAAUGGGCUGUCAGAACGAAUCCAUUUGUGAUGCCGCAAGUAGAUGUCAUAAUAAACUAGCCACGCUUGAGAUGCUACACAAAUCUGACCACAAAUGGACUACAAAUGUGUUCACAUUGGGACCCAGGUUUGUGUCAGACCCGGGUCAUUUUUCCAGCGCCAGUCUCUGCAUGUCACAGUAUCGGUCUGUACCAUCCUCAA